UCCGCCGGUUGAAACAGUGUGUGACCCUGCUGUGUGGGAAGCGGCUUCUUGUUGCCACGUCGGAAGAACCGGGUUUAUUCGUUCAGAAGAAUCUAAAACAAUAUUGUGGAUAGUGUUCUGCUUCAGCUGCAGUCAUGGUUUCUGUUAUCAACACAGUGGACACCUCUCAUGAGGACAUGAUCCACGAUGCCCAGAUGGAUUACUACGGGACUCGCCUCGCCACCUGCUCCUCUGACCGCACCGUGAAGAUCUUCGACGUCAGAAACGGAGGACAGAUCCUGGUCGCUGACCUCAGAGGCCACGAGGGUCCGGUGUGGCAGGUGGCCUGGGCUCACCCGAUGUUCGGCAACAUCCUGGCUUCCUGUUCCUACGACCGUAAAGUCAUCAUCUGGAAGGAGGAGAAUGGGAGCUGGGACAAGAUGCACGAGUACUGCGGACACGAGUCAUCAGUGAACUCUGUGUGCUGGGGUCCCUACGACUUCGGUCUGAUUCUGGCCUGUGGCAGCUCGGAUGGAGCCAUUUCUCUCCUCACGUUCACCGGGGAUCAGCAGUGGGACGUCAAGAAGAUCAGCAACGCACACACUAUCGGCUGUAACGCAGUGAGUUGGGCUCCUGCUGUGGUUCCCGGCAGUCUGAUCGAUCAGCCGUCGGGACAGAAACCAAACUACGUCAAGCGCUUCGUCUCCGGGGGCUGCGACAACCUCGUCAAACUCUGGAAAGAGGAGGACGGGCAGUGGAAGGAGGACCAGAAGCUGGAGGCUCACAGUGAUUGGGUGAGAGACGUCGGCUGGGCUCCUUCCAUCGGUCUGCCCACCAGCACCAUCGCCAGCUGCUCACAGGACGGACGGGUGUUCAUCUGGACGUGUGACGACCCGGCUGGAAACACCUGGACGGCAAAACUGCUCCACAAGUUUAACGACGUGGUUUGGCACGUCAGCUGGUCCAUCACCGGAAACAUCCUGGCUGUGUCAGGAGGAGACAACAAGGUGACGCUGUGGAAGGAGUCGAUGGACGGGCAGUGGGCCUGCAUCAGUGACGUCAGCAAAGGACAGGGAGCCGUCUCCACCAUCACAGACUCACAGCAGAGCGAGCAGUGACACACACACACACACACACACACACACAUUUAUAACAUGACCCCCGGCUGUACAAGGAUGACCCGAUCUUCAGAGAUGAAUUAAGUAAUUAUCAGGCCGGACACCUCAGAACCGGUGCACCCUGAUUGAGCUUCUUUUGUAAUGUUUUUGCUUGAUGAUAACUUUUGUCCGGGAUAAAUGUUCCUAUGGUGUUUCAGAGGCGGAGGAAACGUUCAAUGAAUGAUAGCGAAUCUCUGCUCAUGCACACCUGGCUCAUAAUCACAGUAACAUGCACUCCAGUGAGUUCCAACAUGUACAUUAGCGCUGGUCCAGUUUUAAAUCCAUCCCAUGAUGCUUUUUCCCACCUGAAAACAUUCCUCCUGCCCCAGCGGAGAACAGCCUCCACCUGCAACAUUUUAUUUAAUGCAUUUGUUUCAAACGUAGCUUCCCUGAUCCCCCUCAUGUCCUCAGAGUGAGAACAAUCUGACUACACCUCAUCCAGUGCAUUUAUGAUUCAUUGAUGAUUCUUUCUCACUCAAUAACAGAAGCUCAAUAACAGCACAGAUGUUUGUGAAUUCAGAACAUGCCUUAUGUUUGGGCACCCUGAACGAGUCAGUACGCUGCCAACACAAUCCUGAUUUAAGCACCGACGGUUGUGUUUUCUUCCAGUUGUGAGAUCAGAAACCCCUGGGUGUGUUUUUCAUAUUUGAUGAAAUUAAAAACUAUAAUGUCAAAAACGA
Eleginops maclovinus (Patagonian blennie) is the source of this 1816-nucleotide messenger RNA. RefSeq names its product SEC13 homolog, nuclear pore and COPII coat complex component (gene sec13). Gene Ontology annotation, molecular function: structural molecule activity; protein binding. The coding region runs from base 135 to 1097 and encodes 320 amino acids. The record is from RefSeq and is a predicted model, not a curated record. The transcript is spliced from 9 exons. NCBI's taxonomy places the organism in Eukaryota, Metazoa, Chordata, Actinopteri, Perciformes, Eleginopidae. Gene Ontology annotation, biological process: positive regulation of TOR signaling; COPII-coated vesicle budding; protein import into nucleus. Gene Ontology annotation, cellular component: nuclear pore outer ring; COPII vesicle coat.